Leucoraja erinaceus (little skate) is the source of this 942-nucleotide messenger RNA. Its product is annotated as polycystic kidney disease protein 1-like 2. Gene Ontology annotation, molecular function: calcium channel activity. Gene Ontology annotation, biological process: detection of mechanical stimulus. Bases 1 to 519 code for a protein of 172 amino acids. The transcript has 3 exons. Lineage: Eukaryota; Metazoa; Chordata; Chondrichthyes; Rajiformes; Rajidae. Gene Ontology annotation, cellular component: membrane. The record is from RefSeq and is a predicted model, not a curated record.
AUGAGGUGGCACCAGCUAAGUGUCUCUGCAAAUCAAUACUACUUACACGCCAAGUUAAAAAAGCAACGUGCGAUAGACAAAGUUUAUGACUCUCAGCUUUACCUACUCUGCAGGUAUGUGAACCGUGUGACUAUCAUGGAUAUUAAAGCUGGCCAGCAAUGGCACUUCAUCUGCAAUUCAUGGCUGGCCAUCGACAUUGGCGAAAACAUACUGGACAAAGUAUUCCAUGCAGCUUCUGAUGUGGAAAUGAAGCUCUUCCAAAACCUGUUCUUCAUGAAGAUAGCUGAAAGUCUGACCGACCAACAUAUCUGGUUUUCAGUUGUUGAGCGUCCAUCAAGAAGUCCCUUCACUCGUGUUCAGCGAGUUUCCUGCUGCUUUUCGCUCCUUCUUGGUUCAAUGUUGACCAACAUCAUGUUCUGGGGCACAUCACCCAAUGAGUCAUUGCAGUACACAACUCUGGGUACCAGUGAUAUUUAUAACAUCAACAUGCAUAUCAUUUACGAUUUGAUUCAAUCAUAAAUCACUCAUGAUAACUUAUGAUUUAUUACUUUCUGAAUUAAAAAAAGUAGAGACAGAGCUCUAAAAUAUAAUUAAUACUUAUGUAUAACUUCUUAUUUCACAAUAGAAAGAAAAUUGACAAAAUGCUAAUAUCAUUCAGCUGAAUAAUUGUUCCUGCUGGUAAAACGAUGUCAGCAGUUGCUGAUGUUAUCCUUUCAUUAUUUACUGCAGGAGAAUUCAGUCUCUUCAUGAGAGAGUUCAUAAUCGGGAUCGAGAGUGCCAUCAUUAUGUUUCCCAUCAACCUGGGAAUUGUACAGAUUUUCAGAUCCGUCCGCCCUCGUCCAAGUGAGACAAAUGCAUUGAAAUACCAACGCACGCAGAGCCCCUCGUUCACCAGUCCCAAUGCCCGUCCACUCACUCCCGAGUCUCUAUUGCAGGUCAGCA